Cebus imitator (Panamanian white-faced capuchin) is the source of this 2649-nucleotide messenger RNA. It is a transcript of the gene ZNRF1, whose product is annotated as zinc and ring finger 1. The transcript is spliced from 5 exons. The record is from RefSeq and is a predicted model, not a curated record. Bases 636 to 1319 code for a protein of 227 amino acids. NCBI's taxonomy places the organism in Eukaryota, Metazoa, Chordata, Mammalia, Primates, Cebidae.
AGGAGCGCCGGCGAGCUCAGCCCGGGACCGAGCUGGGCGGCGCGGCUGGCCGGGCCGGCGGCGGCUGGAGCGAGAGCGCGACGCGACGCGACGCGACGCGACCGCGGCUUCCCGUGCUGCGCCCGGCCGCCCAGCGCCGCGGCCAGCCCGAGGCCUGGAGAGGUCCGGGCCGCGGUCCAUGGUCGCGGCGUCCUGAGGCGGGGGACGCGCCUGGCGCCCCCGGCCCUCCUCCGCCUCCUGCCGCGGGGCUGGCGGCCUCCUCCGGCGCCUCCCCGCGCCCGCCCGCCACUCGCAGUCGCCUCCCUCCCUCCUUCCCUGCGGCUCCCCCUGGCUUUCGGAGCCCGGGGGCGGCCUGUGGCGCGCGGAGCCCGCGCCGGACUGCGCCUCUUUGGACCUUGAGGGGAAACAUGCAUUUGGUUUGGAUCGUUUGAAAUUCUGAGUUUGGGAUCCCCGCCCGCCCGCCUCUUCCGCCCCGCGGUUUUUUCCUUUUUUCUUUUGCUUUUUUCCCUUUUCUCCCUCCGGAUCUCCUUUUUGACUCCCUCCCCCUUUAUGCUCGCCCAGCCCUCCCCCCGCUGCUGAGAAGUGGGGGAGGGUCUCGGCCUCCAGGUUCCCGCCCCACCGGGGCUCGGGCGAGCAUGGGGGGCAAGCAGAGCACGGCGGCCCGCUCCCGGGGACCCUUCCCGGGGGUCUCCACCGAUGACAGCGCCGUGCCGCCGCCGGGAGGGGCGCCCCAUUUCGGGCACUACCGGACGGGCGGCGGGGCCAUGGGGCUGCGCAGCCGCUCGGUCAGCUCGGUGGCGGGCAUGGGCAUGGACCCCAGCACGGCCGGGGGGGUGCCCUUUGGCCUCUACACCCCCGCCUCCCGGGGCACCGGCGACUCCGAGAGGGCUCCCGGCGGCGGAGGGUCCACGUCCGACUCCACCUAUGCUCAUGGCAAUGGUUACCAGGAGACGGGCGGCGGUCACCAUAGAGACGGGAUGCUGUACCUGGGCUCCCGAGCCUCGCUGGCGGAUGCUCUACCUCUGCACAUCGGACCCAGGUGGUUCAGCUCGCACAGUGGUUUCAAGUGCCCCAUUUGCUCCAAGUCUGUGGCUUCUGACGAGAUGGAAAUGCACUUUAUAAUGUGUUUGAGCAAACCUCGCCUCUCCUACAAUGAUGAUGUGCUGACUAAAGACGCGGGUGAGUGUGUGAUCUGCCUGGAGGAGCUGCUGCAGGGGGACACGAUAGCCAGGCUGCCCUGCUUGUGCAUCUAUCACAAAAGCUGCAUAGACUCAUGGUUUGAAGUGAACAGAUCGUGUCCAGAACACCCUGCGGACUGACCUGCGGGCUUGCUUGCUGACUCCUCUCAAAGGCCCUCUUGAUGUGCCGGACCAUCUCCCUGCUGCCACAGCCCCUGGCUCUGCAGUCACCCUCCAUCAGAUGCUUCCAGAAGCACCUACUCUGCAAGGGCGUUCACAACAGGCCAGUGGGCAAACAUGAGGCAGGGCCAGCGGAGAAACACUGAAGACUUGGUGGUUUGGAGCCUGGGCCUCAGCGCGGACCUGUCCGGGGUGAAGACCUUGGGGCUGUUGUGAGAGCUGGCGGCAGGAACAUGGCUCUACACUGCAUUCAGGCUCUCCUGCCUGGCAGGGUGAUUGUGGGGAAACAGCUUCCUCUGAACUUCAGAUGUUUCCCAUGUGAAGCAGGGACAAAACCACGCAGCUCCGAGGCCACUGUGGGCCGGGGGAGUUGCCCUGCAGGUCCUGGCAGUCACAGCAGGCUCCCCAUAGCUUUGUCACCACAAAGGGCACUGUUCUAUUCACAGCACCUCCUGCUUCUGCCUGGCAACUGUGUCUCCCUGUGCUAUAUUUAAUUCCACCAGCAAAGCUGGAGAGGCAGGGCCCAGCCCUGAAGGAGAUCUCCUUGCCUGACCCCUGGACCUGGAAACGGAGGCUUCGUGUGCCCACCUUGGCAGCUUGAGUCCGCUGUUUUGGCAGUGCCAUGGGUGAGCCAAGCAGCUGUGAUUCGGGUGGGGCAGGGCUUUAGCCCACGCCGGGUGCUAUUCCAAGCUCUAGGGGCUGGUGCUCACCCCCACCCCCAGCGACUUCAUUCCUACCUGGCACGCUGCAGCCCCCUGUCGGCUGCAGUAUCCUGAAUUUGGACCCAGGUUGCCCACUCUUGGUGUGGGGGUGGGAUUGAGGCUGUCGGGGCUUCCCAAGUGGAGCUCAUGUUUGCCAUACUCCAUCCCGACAGCUCUCCAGAAUCCCAUGUUGCCGCUUUUCUGCCUUUCUGGGAUGGGAGAGAAUGUGAGGGAACUGGGGAGCAGAUUCUACCCACUCUGCUAAGGGCCUAGCACACUUUAUGAGGUUCCUGGAUGUGAGCCCCUCACUAAGAACAACCAUUCUCUAAUAGCCAUCUAACGGUACCGAGGUUCAUGGGAGAAUGUCCUCAUUCUUAGGAGAUAGAUGCUGAAUUAUAUAGGUGAAUGCCUUCAAAAAAUAUGUAAUUUAAUUCCAAAUGAUUCCCCCCAAAAUACACAAAGCAAAUAAGGCCAAAAUGUUCAUUGUUGAAUCUGCAGUGGCUGGUAUUUCAGUGAACGGUGUACUUGUUCUUUCAACUUUUCUGUAUGUUUGGAAUUUUUCUUAAUAAAAGAUUGUGGGGAAACGGUCA